Molecule: messenger RNA, 6664 nt
Organism: Sinocyclocheilus anshuiensis
Lineage: Eukaryota; Metazoa; Chordata; Actinopteri; Cypriniformes; Cyprinidae
Gene: spg11
Product: SPG11 vesicle trafficking associated, spatacsin
Exons: 36
Coding region: 99-6524 (2141 amino acids)
Biological process (GO): axo-dendritic transport; axonogenesis; chemical synaptic transmission
Cellular component (GO): synapse; axon; dendrite
Source: RefSeq, a predicted model, not a curated record
UACAUCCGAACACACGCUUGCUCUUUGAUCUCGACCGACGCUUGUUCUUUAGGACAGCGGAAGCGUCGGUGUGCGCGAGCUGAGUGCUGCGGCUGGCGAUGCUUAGCGCGUGCGGCAGCGGUGAGUCCGGCGCGCUGGAGGUGCGUCUGCUGGCGGAGCGCGAUGCGUGCGGGGCGGUGGAGGACGCCGCGGCGCUGGAGCUCAGCAGAGGCCCGUCAGUGCUGUGCUGCUGUGUGAAUGCAGCAGGUGAAGUGAGAGUGAGGAGCAUCUCUGAGAGCAGAGCAGCACUCCACACACUCCAGCACACCUGCAUUGAUGUUCUGUGGGAGGAUCAGUGGGAGCGCAGCGGUCGGGAUGUGAAGCUGAAGCUGAAGCUGCUGCUGCUGGACUCUCAGUGUGCGCUGAGGCUGUAUGAGCUGGAUCCUCAGGGUCAGCCGCUUCUUCUGUGUGAGAGAUCGUCUGAAUCACUGCUGCAGUGCGUUCAACACAAGCACCCCGACGUGCCGGAGCUGCUGUCGCUGAGGCCGCUGUGGUUCGCUGACGGCUGCUGUGUGCUGCUGCUGAACACAUGUCUGCUGCUGCAGCUCCGCUGGACGGACGAGACGGCGCAGCUGGAGACACUGUCCUGCGUUCGGCUCGCUUCACCUCUCCAGACGGAGGACGCCUGCGCCGACUGCCGGCUCUGUCGGGGAACGCUCUUCAUUCUGCUCAGGACUGGACUCGCAUAUGUGUUUGACAGCACUGAUGGGAAACUCUUGGCUACAGUGGAUUUCCCCUCAUACUGCAGUCUAGCAGACGUCUCAUCCUUCUGUCUCUUCCAGAUCUCACAGGAUCUCAGUACAGCUGUGAGCGUCACCCAGCAGAACCAAGCCCUCGCCGUCGACCUCAACCACUACUUCAGGAAGUAUCCAGAUCACCUUCACUGUCGUUCAGCCCCUAAUCGGCCAUUUCUCAGGCCCACUGAAUCAUGGGAUCAGGACAGUCUCGCGAGCUCCGUCCACAGCCUGUCGGUCCUGGAUAAACCUUUCCAAACAGACCGGUCGUGGGAGGCACGUCUGUCUUCGCUGUACAGUCGAUCUAAAGCUCCGGAGCGCCCGGCUCAGGGGUUACCCUGGUUCAGAGAUUUCCCUCAUGUGGAGUGCCGUCGGGCGGCCGCCACCGCCAAACUCUCGCAGCCCUCCGUGAAGCCAGGGGGCGCUGUGACGUGUUUCGACGUGCCGGACGGAGCGACCGCAGCAGGCCUGAACGUCUCAGAGUUCUCUGCGCUCGUUACGUUCGUUUGUCCUGGAAACACCAACACGGUUCUGGCUUACUGGGACCUGGAGGGUCAAAGCGUGACGUACCACCGCACAGACGCCCCCGCCGCCCCCGUCCAGAGAUCAGCUGAGGAGCACCUGUGUCUGUUACUGAAGCGUGAGUCUGACCUCUGGCUGAUGGUUUUUGGCACGGCCGGGACGGUCGACUCGCUCUGCCAUCUGAACGCCUGGGGACGCUGUUCAAUACCCAUACAUGCCCUACAGGCCGGCCUGAAGAACCACCAGCUGGAUACGGUUGAUUUCUUUCUGAAGAGUAAGGAGAACAUCCUGAGCCCCGCGUCUGGGUUUGUUCUGCCCGUCUCGACCCAAAGCCAUCUGAGGAAUGUGCAGGCUCUGUGUCCGGCUCUGGAUCUGCUGCGUUCUGCCAUUCACGACACACACACUGAAGCUCAGAGCCAACAGUUCUGCGAUCAGCUGCUGAGCAUCACGCUCACCUUCCUCAACACGCAAACCAAAGUCCUCCUCACCAGCACACACGAGCUGGACGUGAACCUGCAGGAGUGUGUGCAGAUUUUAGACGGCUACAUCUCUGACCUGCGGCGAUACAUGAAGAAGUUCCCCUGGCCGCAUGCCUCCGUGAGUCUGAGCGCUGCUGUGUCCAUCACCGACACGGACCAGCACUGGCAGUCGCUGUCUGAUGAGGAAGUUGUUCAGCACGCUAUAUUGAGCAGACGGAUCCCACGUGCGCAGGCUUUCCUGCGCAGACGCGGCUGUGUUGAAUGCAGUCUGGAGGACAUCAGGAAGACAGGACUGAGACGCACCUUCACCUGUCUCACUCACAGAGACCUGCCGCAGGCCAAAACACUGCUGACUCACAUGGGCUUCAAUGUGAAGGAGCAGCUCCACAGCAUCUGCGUUUUCACCGCCGAUCGGGAUCUAAGGGCCUUCAUGGUGGAGGAGCUGCAGAAGCAGAAUUACCUCUCGUGUGAAGAGCUACAGCAGGUGGAGUUUAUUCAGACCAUUAAUAACUUGUGCUCGACACCUGCGACGAGAUGCUCGAACCGUCUGGACACCAGCAGGGUUCUUCAGAUGAGCCGGUCUGAUCCCGAGAGCAGGCGUCUGCUGCAGGAGAUCACGCAGGAACCGGACUCGUCCUCCUGCAGCUCUCUGCUGGAUCCUGUGCGUCUGGACUGGGUCAGAUACUGGGACAGAGAAACGCAGAGCUCCAUCCUUCUGUCCCGACUGCAGCCGCCUGCUCAGGGUUCGUGGGAUGCCGCUGUUCUGUGGUCGUAUCUCACCUCUCUGCACGAUGGUGUCCGAGCCUCGGCGUGGGUUUGCAGCUCGACCACGGCUGACAUCCCCCGCUGGCCUGUGCUCGCACCGCACGUCAUCAACCACAGCAGCCGCUGCGGACGGUACCUGCGUGAUCAGAUCCUGGCCCUGCUCGCCAGACAGGGCCUGUUUGUGCAGUCGGAGAUGGAGGACUUCCAGCAGUUGCUAUGGCGACUGGGUCAAGCCGGAGGAGUGAUGCAUCAUGGGAAUGAUCCUCCUGUCCCACAGGAGUUUCACCAGCGCUUCGUCCUGCACUGUCUGGAGAACAGCCUGCAGUACCUGCUCUACUGCUACCUGGAGCACUACAGGUUAACUCCCAGGAAUUGCCCGCUUCUGACCGACAGAAACCUGUUUGAGAGUUUCCCCUGGUUUGAGAUGAUGCUGAAAUUACAGAAAAUCACCAGAGACCUUAAAGAGCCGGAGCGGGUGUUCGGGGCCAGUCUGACGGCGGCACAGGUUCUGCUGCCCGGGAGUCAAGCCAGCAUCAGCAGCAUGCUACUGGAGGGUCACAGUCUGCUCGCCCUGUCCACCAUCAUGUUCAGACCAGGCGGCAUGGACCAGGCCGUGCGCGAGGGCGAGCGCGGUCAGGACCCGCUGAGCAGAGUCGACCCGCAGCUGCUGCGAAUGGCCCUCAGUGCGUAUCCCAAACUCAGAGCGGCCCUGUUCCCUCAGAGCGGCCCGCGCUGCGACGUUUCCCUCUACCACCUCCUGGUGUCUCUGGCUGCGGAUCAGGCGUACUCGUUAGGCCUGUUGAACUUCAGCAGCGUGUGUGUGUCGGCAGCGUGUGUGUGUUUCUGCGAGCUGCUGGGUGUCUGUAGCCUCAAGCUGAGGGUGGAUCUGCGCGCGCUCAACCUCGGCCUCAGACUCUGGACUCAGACCUGCGAGGACCACAGAGACGCCGCUUCACUGCAGCAGGAGCUCGUGGAAAAGGCCGGGAAGCUGGUCAGCGGUGAGAAACGAAGCGCUCAGGAGCUGCUGGUUCAUCUGGAGACGGCAGUCAGAGACGCUCUGGAGAAGAAAGGCGUCUGUCGAUCGUCGUACGAGGCGGCGCUGGAGUGGGCACUUCCUGUCCAGUUCUGUCACCUGCACGCUCUUCCUCUAAGCCCCGCCUUCCCACAGGACUGCGCUCGUGACGGACAGUGGCUCAACUUCCUGUUGUUUGUACAGCUGCACAAUUACCCGCUACAACAGGUCAGAUCUCUGGCAGCCAGUUUCAGUCCGGCUCUGCAGUCGCACAUUUCUCUGGCUUUCCAAGAUCUUCAUCCAACCAGCUCCCAUCAGGCUCUGGAGGAUCAAGGGAGCGUCGCUCGCGCUCUUCCCCGAGACGAGAGCCCCGAACCCCCCAGAGAGCUGUUCCAGGUGCUGCUGGAGAGCCAGGAGAAGCCCAGUCCCUGGAGGUUCCUGCUGUCCGAAGCGGUCCGUCAGCGCAGUCCUGCUCUGUCUGUGCUGGCAGCCUGCCAUCAGGCCGCCGAGCUGCUGCAGUGUCUCUGCGUGUGGAUCCUGGCGUCUGUCGGUGAUGAUGUCACUCAGGAAGCCACCGCCCACAUCCAGGAGAGCCCCGCCCAUCACGUGUGGAACCUCCACGAUCUCUCCGUCUUGUGGAAGACGCUGCUGUGCAGGAGCAAGAUCAGGCCUCUGAUUCGUGGAUUCCAGCUCUUUCAGAGGGUAAGAGGCUCUCUGAUUGGACGAGAACUGCAGUUGCGGAGCAGCAGUGUGGUGUUGAGUUCAGACGUGCUGCCGGUCCAGUGGGUCGAGUCUCAGGCUUCGGUUCUGCUGCUGACGCUCCUCAAGCAGAGCAGGACUCAGUACGAGCUGCGCCGGCUGCUUCAGCUGCUGGUGGACAUGGAGCGACUGCUCAAAUCCAAUGGGCCUGACUUCAGGAAGCUGAGUCAGCUGAGUCAGGUGCUGUCGGACACUCCUGUGCCGUUGUCUGCGCAUCUGCUGGACCAGUACUCCAGCGCCGGCCUACAGGACGAGUGCAGGACCAUCAUGCAGCAGCUGCAGGACCUCGGCCUCUUCACGCAGGCCAGGACCGUCGCGCAGCUGGCCGAGCUGCCCAUCGACUGCCUGAUCAUAAAGGAGCUGCUGCGAGAUCUGUGCACUCAUCAGCAGAAGCGUCAGUGGGAGAGGCAGGAGACGCGGCUGGCCUUCUGGAGGAGAUGCCACGAGCAGCUCAAGACAGAUUGCGUCCAGCCCGAGGCGGCCUCUCAGUUCUUCCUGACUCAGGCUGAGGAGCCGCAGGGGUCGGGUUCGGAGCUGGUUCAUCUGCAGGAGCGCUGUCUGCUGUUGGGUCUGGCGGGUCACUGGCUGUCCCUGCGUGAUCCUCUGCUACCCGUCUGGCGUCUCGCCACGCUGGAGGAGCGUCAGUGGCAGAGUCGCAUCCGCUGGCUGCUGCUUCACACGGCUCUGGAGCGCCAGAGUCUGUUCGCGCCCUCGGCCCUCUCCCACGACUCCUUCCAGAGCCUCCUCCAGGAGUUCUCCUUCUCCAGGACGGCGGCUCUGGACGAGCCGGCUCAUCUGAGUGUGGCCGGGCUCCCAGCGGCCGAGGACGACUGCCUGCUGUCUGCAGACGAGCGCAAGGCUCUGGCCGCGCUGGUGGCCCAGCUGCUGGACGAGGGCGGCGUGAGCGAGGCCAGUCGCGUCUGCAGGUAUUUCCGUUUGUUUCACAGAGACGUGUGGCUGGUCCUGAAGUGUCGCGGUCUGGCGAGCGGAGAGCUGCAGCCUGAGCUUCACAGCCCUGAUGGAGAAACCAGACGCAGUUUGCCAUCAUCUCCUAGCAUGAGCAGCCUGUCGUCGUUCGUGGUGGUGCCGUCGCCAGACGAUCAGGUUCUGGUUCAGCUCAAACAUCUGGUGGAUCAGUGCUGCAACGGCAAGAGUUACUGCAAACAAGUGCUCAGCCUCUACGAGCUCUCGAAGGAGCUGCAGUGCUCGUUCGCUGAGAUCUCGUCGGAGGAGCCCGAGGCUGUUCUGAGGAAGGUCCUGCUCUCGCAGCAGGUCGACCGCUAUAAGCGCGCUCAGGCCUUCAUCAGUGUGCAGGGCCUGCAGCCCGACGCCGUCGCCCGGCUCGUCUCCACCGCUGUGCUGGAGGGUUUGCUCGCCUCGGCUCAGGAGGGAGAAACCGGAGAGCGGCUGAUGUACGGCCCAGCCGACGGGAGAGACACGUUCCUCCAGCUGGCCAAACUGUGUGGAGACCCAAACCUGGUCGGCACCAAACUGAUGGACAGCAUCCCGACCGUCCCGCGGUCAGAGCUCAGCUGCACUGUGGAGAUCUUGAUUUUGGCUCAUGACUGCUUCAGUCUCACCUGUAACAUGGAGGGAAUCGUGAGGGUCCUGCAGGCAGCCAGACACCUGAGUCACACACACCUGGCUCACGGCGACGGCUACGGACUCCUGGUGCGUCUCCUCACAGGUAUCGGCAGGUACAAUGAAAUGACGUACGUCUUUGACCUGCUCCAUCAGAACCAUCGCUUCGAGAUGCUGCUGAGGAAGAAGGUCGAGUCGAAUGUCAGACUGAAGACGGCUCUGUUGGACUACAUCAAGCGUUGUCUGCCGGGUGACAGCGAGAAGCACAACAUGGUGGCUCUGUGUUUCAGCAUGCGCCGAGAGAUCGGAGAAAACCACGAGGCAGCGGCGCGAACGCAGCUCAAAAUCAUCGAAUCACAGCCCUGGGCGAUCACUGCAGAUCUGAAGAACGCUCUUGUGAAGGUCCUGACUUUACUGAAAGACGCAGCUGAGAGCUACUCGAAGGACUCUUGUGUGCGUCAGGCUGUGAAAUGUGUCAAACUGGCCAAACUGGUGACUCUCCAGCUGCACUUUGUGAAUCAGGGACAGGAGCAGCGCGUCAUCAACCUGCGGCCGGCAGACCUCCAGAGCACCAUCGUGUCUUUACCGCGCUGUUACCAGGUUUCACUCGACACUCUGUGGUUAUUCAUAUAGAAACACUGUGAUGAUUUACUUCUGCUACUGUUGUACUCAUUCAUUCAGCCACAAACGAAAAUCCUGUCAUCGUUAUACUUACAGCCUUACACCUGAUUAAUUUCCUUUGUUUAACACAUUAAAGAUGAUGUUUCGCAAGA